AUGUCAUAUAGCGGCAUUUCCCCAUACGGCUCUGCUUAUCGGCAGCAGUCUCAACCACAAGAACAACAACAGGAGCAACAACGUCGACAAUCAGAACCGAAAGCCUACCGUCCGUAUCAACCGUAUCGGCCACCUACACAGCAGCCAGGGCCAAGUGACAACCAUGAGAAUGAUAGCCGACAUUCGUCUGUUGCAAGCCAACCAUCUCUGGCUUCCUCGUUCGCCAAGCUUGACCUUGGCGAUAGCUCCAUGGCUCCGGCACCCUUGAGACUUCAGCGCAAGCCCGUCUCGAGUCAGGCAUCGAUGCAGUUCAAAGAACCGCAGUCACCACAGGCAGAUCAGGACUACAAACCUUACUCCCCACCCUCUUCGCAACACCGUAACUCAGUCACGUCGACGGCCGGACGACGGACCUCCAAUGGCUUUGUCGCCGAGCUUGAAGGGUCGCCACCUUCUUCUCGGCGGGAGAGCAAUGCUGUGCAGCCCUCUUCAAACGUCCCUCCACCGAAACCGGCCAAGAACUUGGAAACUCCUGACAGUGAAGGACUGAUCGUCGUAGAAGCCGAGGCCUUACCUUCUGUCCCCGGCUCCUGGCCCACCUCUCUUGAAGAACAGGCAGACACUGGAUAUCAGCAUCCUUAUGCCCAACCUCAAUAUGGAAAACCGAUUUCACCAUCUUCACCUCAUCACGAGGUAACACAGAGCACCCUAAGUCCUCCGCCUGUGCAAUAUCCAUCAGCUUUCCAGCAACAAGCGCCUACCUCUCCACCAGUGCCACAGCCGACUUACACGUCUGCUCCGGCUCAGCCAGGGUAUCAGAGCUUUUCACCUCCACAAUCACCACCGCUGCCGUCGUCCGUAGGAACUCCGGCCCCGUUCACUCCUCAGUAUCACCAACCUGGCAACUACAGUUCUGCGCCUUCGCCUGUAUACAGCCAAGCCCCAACAUCUCCUGCUGGGCAAACACCUCCACCACCGCCAUAUCAACAACAAGCCUACGGUAGCCCUCCCCAGUCACCACCACCUCCUCCUCCACAAUCAACGCGGCCAACAUCACAGUAUUUCUCCGGCUACCAGUGUCCACCGACACCAACCCUCAACACCAGCAACUUGCCAACACCCCCAAGCCAACAAGGCCCUUUCUCACCCACCUCUCCGCAAUCACCCACAGCCGGAGGACACAGACACUCAGUCUCUUACUUCCCCGCCGCCUAUCCACCCCGGCCUUCCCCACCAACCCAACAUCAACCGGCCACGACCCUCCCCUCACCAACCGUUACCUCCCCUUCAUCACCAUUCCCUUCAUCUCCAGCUGUGAACACUGGCACCUACCCUCCAGCGCCUGCAACCCCAGCGCAACAGCCCCAACCAACAAUAACCUACACCACCGCCCCUCCACAACCAACUUACUCCUCUCCCACCCCCUCCUUCUCCUCCCACUCCUCCUCUUCCAACCCAGGAGCCAACAAACCCGGCGGAGCCCUCUACAACUUCCCCUCCCCACCUACCCCCUCGCUCAACUCCAAGCUCUCCAUCAACGGACUGAAGAGGACGGCGGCGGGAUUGGGCGGGGCGAUUAAGAAUGUUGCGAGCGUGGUGGAGGUUGCCGGGCGGGAGGCGGUUAAGGCGGGGAGGGCGGCGGCUGCUGGUGGGGGAAGGGAGUCGGGAAGGGAGUCGGGAAAGGGGGGGAGGAGGGUGAGUGGGUUUUAUGGAGGGGGGUGGUAG
Messenger RNA from Neurospora tetraspora, 1725 nucleotides. RefSeq lists its product as uncharacterized. The record is from RefSeq and is a predicted model, not a curated record. The transcript has a single exon. The coding region runs from base 1 to 1725 and encodes 574 amino acids. NCBI's taxonomy places the organism in Eukaryota, Fungi, Ascomycota, Sordariomycetes, Sordariales, Sordariaceae.